Bacidia gigantensis is the source of this 915-nucleotide messenger RNA. RefSeq lists its product as uncharacterized. The record is from RefSeq and is a predicted model, not a curated record. NCBI's taxonomy places the organism in Eukaryota, Fungi, Ascomycota, Lecanoromycetes, Lecanorales, Ramalinaceae. Bases 1 to 915 code for a protein of 304 amino acids. The transcript has a single exon.
AUGCGCAUCUUCGGACGCAACUUCCUGUUCGGGGCACCGACUUCGACAGAGGCACCUGAUGUCGAAAAACAUGGCACGACGAGUGAUAGCAAUGUUUCCCUGGAUGAUCUCCCACCUAAACUUGUCAAGUUCCAGCAACAGAUUGGCAUUUACUCUCCAGGUCUCCUCACUACCUCGACUCUUGCCCGACCAGCCGUCAACGAAGGAAUCUACAAGCGAACUGUUCGUGAGGAGCAGAAAGUCAAACGGCGAUACAAUCUUAGUUCCAAUGCAGUCAAUGCUUUCUUCCUCUUACAAAUCGUUGUUGGUGCCGCACUCACAGCCCUUGGCGCAGCUGGCGGCCCAAGUGGUGCUGUCACCGUUCUAGGCGCUCUCAACACCGUCGUUGCUGGCCUAUUGACUUAUCUCAAAGGCCAAGGUCUGCCUCAGAGGGUGGAACAAUAUCGCCAUCUGCUCCGGAGUCUGCGAGAACACAUCGAGAAGCGAGAGCGUGAGUUCCUCGAGCCGGAUUGUCCGCUGGAUGUUGAUGAGGAGAUCGAUCGUACCGAAAAGAUGUACCAGGAAGUGAGGCAGUCGGCACAAGAUAACGCCCCGGGCAAUGUCCUGCCUCCUAGAGGCAUCAUCAACAGCAUUUUGAAAAAACCCGACAUCAACCGCAGUGAUGUUCCUGCACCAUUGGGUGAUAAAUCAGCAAGCUCGGUUUUCAAAACAGGAAUGCAGGAUCUAUCCAUAAUCAGAGAUACGGCAACGUCGGCUCCCAAAUCAGAGUUGCAGAAAGCGAAACACGAAGUUGAAGAGCUCAGAGACGAAGCGAUCGGGAUCGAGACUAUAGCCAAAGACACUUUACAAAGACUUACGGGUCACCAUCAUGAAGGGGAGAAGAGCAGUUCGGCGGAUGACAAAAGUAAGCAGUGA